CAAAAUAUAAUAAGCAUUGAUCGUCGGUAAAAUAGAUAUUCCAUUGGACACGUUGACAUUUUGGCGGUCUUUCGAACCGAACAUAUUUACAGGUUAGAAAUUGUCGAAAACCGUCAUCAACAAGUGAUUUUUUUAGUGACAAUUAUGGAAGAAGAUAAAGAAAAUUCGAAAGUGGAGACGACUGAGGCCGAAAAAUCGACGAGAAUCACUCGUCGUGGGGAUUUAACUCCCUUCUUCGAGAAGAGUGAUCAUAGCAUUAAUCAAAUUCAUCAAACCGAGGUCCCCCAGAUCUGCAAAGACGAGCCCUGUCAGCUGGGAGUGGACGAGGCAGGAAGAGGUCCAGUCCUGGGUCCAAUGGUCUACGGAAUAGCCUACGCUCCCCUCUCGAAAAAGCAGCUCCUGGUGGACCUCGGCUGUGCAGACUCAAAGACCCUGACAGAGGAAAAACGAGACGAGAUAUUCGACAAGAUCUGCGACAAGCACGAGGAGAUGGGAUGGAUGGUGGAGGCCAUUUCCCCGAAUAUAAUCGCGAACAGCAUGUACAGGAGGUCGAAGACUUCCCUGAACGAGGUGUCGAUGAACUCAGCAAUUGGCCUGAUCAGACGAGCCAUCGAGGCUGGGGCAAACAUCGCAGAGGUCUACGUGGACACAGUGGGAAAGCCUGAGAAGUACGAGGCGAAGCUCAAGGCCAUUUUCCCAGACAUCGGGAAGAUCGUUGUUGCCAAGAAGGCUGACUCGACGUACCCCAUCGUCUCGGCUGCCAGCAUCUGCGCCAAAGUCUCCAGGGAUCACGCCCUCAGGGCCUGGAAGUUCAGGGAGGGAUCGCCCAAGGGGGACUAUGGCAGUGGAUACCCCAACGAUCCUGUCACCAAGAAGUGGAUGAGCGAAAACGUCGAUCCCAUCUUUGGGUAUCCGCAGAUCGUCAGGUUCAGCUGGUCCACUGCCGAGACUAUCGUGGCGGACAAGGCUGUUGAGGUCGAGUGGGAAAAUGUUGAUGAUGAUGAUGUCAAGAGGGAUGCCAAGGAGCAGAAAAUCUCCAAGUUCUUUGCCAAGGUCGAGAGGGAGAGACACGAAUUCUUUGUUGAUCGAUGCCUCAGUGCAACUUCUGAAUUUUGAUUGAUUAAUUAUGUUUAUUGAUUUUUUGUUAAGGGCGCUACUGAAGUGUACAGGGAAAUAACGGUUUAAAUCAUUAGAUUAGGGUUUUAUACAGAUAACUGAUUUUUGGGGAUUUAAAGUGUGAACUAAUUGAUUGAAUAAAUGAAUUGAAUUUUUUAA
Molecule: messenger RNA, 1275 nt
Organism: Diachasma alloeum
Lineage: Eukaryota; Metazoa; Arthropoda; Insecta; Hymenoptera; Braconidae
Product: ribonuclease H2 subunit A
Exons: 2
Coding region: 145-1116 (323 amino acids)
Biological process (GO): DNA replication, removal of RNA primer; mismatch repair
Cellular component (GO): ribonuclease H2 complex
Molecular function (GO): RNA binding; RNA-DNA hybrid ribonuclease activity
Source: RefSeq, a predicted model, not a curated record